CUAUUUUGCUGCGGGUUUGGUCGGCGGCCCGAGUGUUGCCCCGCCCCCCGCGCUCGCAGGGCGGCGGCCGGUGCGGGGCGCGCGAGGCGUCGGAACCUUCCGUGUCCCGGGUGCUCGCGCUGCCCGGGCCUCUUUUGGUGCCGGAUCCCUGAGCCCGGAGCGCCGAGGCCGCCGGACCGCGCCGAGGUUGUCUGAAGGCCGAGGCCAAGAUGGCUGCGCCCUCGGCUCCCGGCAUGCUGCGCGCGCUGCUGGCCCUGCGGCCCGGCCCGGGCACCUCCCUGGCCCCUCGUCACAUAGUCUCUGUCCACAGCCCCGGCCUGGGUGCCCGCCUGCCGGCACGAGGAGUCCAGCACGGCGCCCCCAGUGCAAGCGCAGGCCCCAGCAGCAUCCAGCCCUCCGGAGCCGCGCUCCCCAGCAGCCGCGCUGAGUAUGUGGUGGCCAAGUUGGACGACCUGGUCAACUGGGCUCGCCGGAGCUCCAUGUGGCCCAUGACCUUUGGCCUGGCGUGCUGUGCCGUGGAGAUGAUGCACAUGGCGGCCCCACGCUACGACAUGGACCGCUUCGGGGUGGUGUUCCGCGCCAGCCCCCGCCAGGCCGACGUCAUGAUCGUGGCGGGCACGCUCACCAACAAGAUGGCACCUGCACUGCGCAAGGUGUACGACCAGAUGCCCGAGCCGCGCUACGUCGUGUCCAUGGGCAGCUGCGCCAACGGAGGCGGCUACUACCACUACUCCUACUCGGUGGUGCGGGGCUGUGACCGCAUCGUGCCCGUGGACAUUUACGUGCCAGGCUGCCCCCCCACGGCGGAGGCGCUUCUCUACGGGAUCCUGCAGCUGCAGAAGAAGAUCAAGCGCGAGAAGCGGCUGAGCAUCUGGUACCGGCGGUGACUGCCCGAGCCCCGCACCCCGCACCCCGCACCCCGCAGGCAAUAAAGCCCAGAACCCA
Molecule: messenger RNA, 945 nt
Organism: Erinaceus europaeus (western European hedgehog)
Lineage: Eukaryota; Metazoa; Chordata; Mammalia; Eulipotyphla; Erinaceidae
Gene: NDUFS7
Product: NADH:ubiquinone oxidoreductase core subunit S7
Exons: 8
Coding region: 210-887 (225 amino acids)
Biological process (GO): electron transport coupled proton transport; mitochondrial respiratory chain complex I assembly; aerobic respiration
Molecular function (GO): NADH dehydrogenase (ubiquinone) activity; 4 iron, 4 sulfur cluster binding; quinone binding
Source: RefSeq, a predicted model, not a curated record